AUGAAUUCUAGAAACAUCUACAGCAACAAUGCAGGGUCGGUUGUUGGCUCAGAUAGUUCUCAAGAAUCACACAAUACUUCCAGCACAAAUUCUUCAUCAUUUCAACACAAAAUACGAGUGGAAGUCUUUAACUUUUUCUUUGCCUCACAGAAUGUAUCUAAAAAGCAAGGAGGUAAACGAUUUUUUGCAAUCCUAUUAUUGUACAUACUAAUUUAUUGGAGUUAUAUAUGGCUUCCUGUAUUAAGCCCACAAGAUUUUCACUUUGGUGCUUGGGGUUCAUGGAUAUUUUCAGUAUUUAACUAUACAACAAGUUUAUCAAUGGAUUUACUUCCGUAUGAAGGAGCAAUUGCUGUGGCUAGUAUAACCAUGACUUUUAUUGCAAUAACCGUUUGUAUUACUAUUAUUACUCUGUGGGCUGUAAAGUCUACUUCUCAAUACAUUAAGAAGAUUCAAAUGAUUCUUCACAUCAAUGCCUACUUAAUAAUAGUACUCUCUGCUCCUAUAAUAUUUAUUUUGACUAGUUUUGUGGAUUGUGAUUAUGGAUACAACCCAAGAGAAUCAUUGAUAAAUUUUGUAUCUCACCAUGCUAAUGGUACUUCAAUAAGUUCAACAGCAACUCUCACACCCAUGCUCAACAGAUUUACAAGCAUGGAAUGUUAUUCAACAAAUAACAUCAUCUUGAUGGCUGUCACCCUCUCAUUCAUUGCCUUAUAUUUUGUAUUGUGUGUAUUGGCCAACUUUUUGGUACCAAAUUCACAUCCAUUAAGCUUUGCCCCAAUGAUAACGGAGGGUUACAUCUUUCCUAUUGGUAUGAGUUUGGGAAAUUGCAUUGGAAUUUUGGUACAUUUCCUCAUACCAGCAGAGUAUGCUUUUGUGAGGUCUAUUGUACAUUUAGUAUAUGGCAUGUGCAUGCUUGUUGUUAUUAUGAAGAGUUUGCCAAUGUAUAGAAGAUAUGAAAACACAAUUGUAUGUGGAGUGGUAUGCGCAAGAUUUGGCACAUCAAUAGGAAGUAUCAUUUCCUUUUUUGUAAAUGCAUCGAACACUGCUGAAAUUGGUAUUGGAAUGUGGGCUUUAACAACAGGACUGGCUGUUGGAUUGGGUUUAGUGGGAGCUGUAUCUAUGGAUAUUUAUACUCGUUACGUAAUUUACUUUAUCAAAACUAGAUAUAUCUUAUCAGUAAGAUCAUCUGAUAGAUCACUUGAAAAGGAAGCAACAAAUAUUUAUUUCAAAUUGGAAGAGGAUGGAACCAUGUACAAAAUGAUGUUAUAUAUGAGAUUUGUUUUAAUGAGAUAUGCUAGAACAAAGACAGAGGAAUUAGAAGACAAGUACGACUUGGUUGCAUUGAUUUCAUUCAUUAGAGGAAUAAGCUCUCAAAAGUGCUUCAGCGAUAUUGAACUGUUAUCUAUGGCUGGAACACUUGUUGGUUAUCUGAUGGUUGAUGAAAUGCACUCUUCAUAUUUUGCUCAAGCUUUGCUAAAGAGGGCUCUUAAACAGCGACCAGAUGUCUAUAAAAGAUUCCUCAUUCAUCAAAGAUUAAGGGAAGUAGAAUUAACAGGUGCUGAUGAUGUUAAGGGAAGUAGAACCGUGCUUGAGUUGAAAUCUAUAAUGCUCAAUAUUCAAAAAUAUAUUACUGAACUCACUUCGUUACAUCGUCACUUCUGGAAGGAAUUGAUGCAGGAAAUUGUGAACUAUGAAAAGGCAGAAAAUAUAGUUGCAAGAUGCUCUGUUAUCAACCAUGAAUUAGAUUCCAUGUUCGACAACAUUUUAUCACUGUACUAUAAUGACAAAACUGUACUGAGAACUUAUGCCAGCUAUUUAGAAAAUUUCAAAUUCAACAAAGAGCUUGCCAAUGAAUAUUACACAGAAGCAUCAAGUUUGGAAGAAGAAGAAUCAAGGAUUCCUCUCGCUCAAAAAGGUAAUAGAAGGACAAAGAACAAGGUAUUCCCAGAUGUUCAGGAAAGUGUGGACAUAUCUAAAAAGCUAGGCCCAAAAGGUUUGGCCGUUGGUAGAAGUGUUGCAUUUGAAAAUUUGGAAACAGCAAGUUACUUGUCUAGCAAUAUGGAUUUUAAUGGGGUUGAGAAUGCUAAUGCUGAUACAAAGAGAGAAAUUGGGUUUAGAAAUGCCCUUUCUCUUCCUGAUUCACACACCAUUCACAUUAUUACUUUCGUUUUCUUUAUUGUAUUUGCUUUCAUAUUAUUAGUUGUUGGUUUGGUUAUUGGCUUACAAUUCUCCAAAGGUGUAACAAUGAAUGUUGUUAAUGUAAUUGAAGCUUGCUCUCCAAUAUGCGCCUUGAGCAAUGUUUUACAAUCUGUUCGAGCAUUCCAAAUGCAUUCAAUGUUCAACUCUACCCUUGGCUCUUCCAAUAUUCCAUUAACUUUAACAUCAGAGUCCUACAUUGAUUUGGCAAAUACUAAGAUUUUAGUUUCCAAAUUCAAAGAUAUUCUUGUAAAUCUGCAACAAAAAGCCUACAAUGCCAAGUUCGAUGGAACUGUUUAUUCAAAUUAUCAUGAGGUUUACAGUGAAAUUUACAUGCCAAACAUUGGUGAUGAUUCAAAAUUUUAUAACCACACUACAAAGAUCAAUGUGACAGUGACAGAUGUAACCAAUACCCUUAUUAAGAUUUCUGAUCAAAUUAUCAAUUCAAAGGAAAAUGAUAUAACUAAAACACUGAACAGUUAUGGAUUCAUGUUCCUUUACAUCAAUCAUGAAUCAAUUACAGACAUAUAUGACAAAUUUUGUAAUAUCUUUACUGAUUCUGCCAAGACUGAGGCCCUAGCAAUCAACAAUAUCUUCACGAUAUAUAUUUCUGUGUCUCUGGCCACGUUUAUAUUGUGUGGAGCACUUUACAUGAUAUUCUCAAGAAAGGAAUUGACAGUUGUUAGGGAGCAAAUCAAACUCAUUCAACAUAAUGUUUCCAAGAAUGAAAUUGGUAAAUUAUUCCAUGAUUUGGGUAAAAAAGUUGGUGACGAGGUUUCAAUUCACAUAUCUAGAAAUUCUCUAUUCAAACCAAAGAAUGCAUUCUUGAUCGUUUCUGCCUUUUUAAUUAUUAUUGUUUCAGUGAGUUGUGGAAUUUACCUUGACCAAACUUUGGGUAAUUCAACAUACAGUUUUGAAUCAUACAUUACAAUGGAGGAUGGUUUCGAUACAAUGACUCACUUGCAGUAUGUUUCCUUUAUUGGAACAGAGUAUUUUUCACAUGUAACAACAAGUAUUGUCGGUUCUGAAACGUUACAGCUACUUGAUGAUGAUGAAGUAGAAGCAAUGGAGGACAAAUUGUCUUAUCUUACAAAGCAAUUGAGAUAUUUUUGGAAUCUGUGUAUGUAUGGUUCUUCAGUUAAGGCAUAUGAAACUCUUGUGGUUGGUAUGUUCCCAGAGACUGAUCAAAUGAUUAGAGGUUCUGUGAAUUGUACUGUUGAAAAGUUGUCUGAAACCUAUAUUGCUGGAGGUAACAAUUCCACAACAUGUGAAAUGGGCAUUGACUAUAUGGUACAAGAUACCAUUCUAAUGAUUUACAAAAUGGUUCAAGAUUUGGAAGGUGUUCAUCAUUCCAAGGGUAAAACAUCAAUAUCCACUCUGAUUGAUUUAUUGAAUGAUUAUUUUAAAAUCAAUUAUAUGACCAAGACCAUUUCCUUAAAGUUAAUUGAAUUUUCCAACAUUUUUGCUGUCAAGUCAUCAACUCCUCUAUUGAACAACAUGAUUGGUCUGGCAGUGGUUGGAUUUGCAAGUAACAUAAUUUGUGCCAUAUUAAUGUUCCUCUUGUUGAAUAAUCAUAGAAGAAGUGCAUUUGCAAUGAGAGGUUUAUUCAACUAUCUUUCCAUUGAUACAUUGGAGAAUAAUGAGAAAUUGAGAAACUAUGCUCUAUACCAUACUCUUGGAGACAAUGUACUUUCUAAGCUCAAGACAAAGAAACAAACUCAAAACGGAGAAGAUGCUAAAGUCAGAUCCAUUUUGAAUGCUGCUGUUGAUGGUGUUGUACUUUGCUCUAGCUCUGCAAGUAUUGAUAUUUUCAAUCCAGCAGCUCAGAGAAUGUUUGGUAAUCAACAAGAAGAUGUUAUUGGCAAAUACAUUUUCACUCUAUUUGCACCACAGCAUCAUGGAGAAAUUAGAAAAUCAAUUGAGGGAAUGAAACAUACUGUAUCAGCCAAUGAUUCAAAGGGAGAAACCUUUGAAAUUGAAUGUAUAAGAAAGAAUAAUACUACAUUCCCAGCUACGGUCAAUAUUUUCGUAACAAUUUUCGACAAGAAACCAAUCAUUACUUGUUUUAUCAAGGAUAUUACUUCAGAGAAGAAGCACAAUUCAUUACUUGCUGAGGAAAAGAAGAAUUCAGAGACCUUAUUGUUGAAUAUUUUGCCUGGAGCUGUUGCUUCGAAACUUAAAUCUGGAGCAUCUCUUAUUGCAGAAAGAUUCCCAGAUGUAACUUGUUUCUUCUCAGACAUGGUUGGAUUUACAUCACUCUCUUCCAAGUUGACUCCCAAUGAUCUAGUCCAAAUGCUUAAUAGUAUUGUUAUGGGAUUUGAUGAUUUGAUGGAUAAAUAUCACUUGGAAAAGAUUAAGACUAUUGGUGAUGCUUACUUUGCAGCAGGUGGUUUGCAUGAUUUGAAUGCUCAAUCUGAUCACCCGGAAAGAGUUUUGAGAUUUGCUAUUGAUACCUUCUCUGUCAUUAGAGCCUACAAUUCUGAGCAUAGAAAGGGAAGAGUAAAUGAACAAAUCAAUAUUAGAAUUGGUAUAAAUACUGGACCAGUUGUAGCAGGUGUUAUUGGUCGUAAGAAGUUUGCCUACGAUUUAUGGGGUGAUUCAAUUAAUACAGCCUCAAGAAUGGAAUCUAACAGCAAGCCUGGAAGAAUUCAAAUUUCACGUUCGACCUAUGAGAGAGUUCACGAUUUGGGAUUCACCUUUGAAGAAAGAAAGAUUGAAGUGAAAGGAAAAGGUUUAACUCAAACUUACUUACUAGAUGCCAAACAUCAUCAAUCUGCUGUACUAACAGAGGAGGAGCUUACUGUAACUAUAACAACCAAUCAAGAUCACUAUCAAGAUGCUGAUAUUGAGCUAGAAGAAAAUGAGGAGAGUUACCUCGAAUUGGAAAAAACACAUUUAGAAAAACCAAGUUUGCCUGUUGGUCAAUCAAUGACAUUUGGAAGUGUCAGUGAAAUGAGUGAUGAGCCUAAUCCAAAAACUAUUCCAACGAUUCCAACAAUCACAACAACAGAAUUUGAAUAA
Naegleria gruberi is the source of this 5217-nucleotide messenger RNA. RefSeq lists its product as uncharacterized. Gene Ontology annotation, molecular function: phosphorus-oxygen lyase activity. The transcript is spliced from 2 exons. NCBI's taxonomy places the organism in Eukaryota, Heterolobosea, Eutetramitea, Acrasida, Naegleriidae. Bases 1 to 5217 code for a protein of 1738 amino acids. Gene Ontology annotation, biological process: cyclic nucleotide biosynthetic process; intracellular signal transduction. The record is from RefSeq and is a predicted model, not a curated record.